AUGCGUUGUUACCAAAGCCCGCACAGACGCCCAGGCACACUUGAAGCGAUAAAACUGCUGAGACGCUUGAAAGAAGAGUUCCCGGGGUGGCGGUAUUGCACAGAACGGUGUAAUUCUGGCCAUUGCUCACAUAUUGAUGAAACUAUACUGGGAGAUGUCGUAGAAGAUGCAUGGGAGCUUGCAGAUCCGCUGGCACUUCCGCUCGAGCCCAGAAGGGAACUCAAGACUCCAGUCAGGACGUUACCCACUCCAGAUAAUAAAGAAGUUGACGUUCCCGAUACUGAGCGUCUCAGUGUACAGAGUUGGCUCGUCGCGUUAUAUGAGGCAGUACCACAUCCACCACUCGAAUCUGAGAAGCUUGAGCAAACAGUCCCUCCAGUGUUCGUGCUACACAAGACCGUAGCAGUCGACGAUGGCGAUGUUGACAAGCUCGUGCUAGAGAGAACAGUGCUACUUGAAGGUUGUGAAGAAGUUGAGGCUCCCGCAGAACUUGAGGUCGCCACUGAAGCUCUCGAUGAACCAGAGAUCCCUGCGGAACUCGUAGAAAAGGUGGAACUAGAGGCUACCGAUGCGCUUGAGGUCGCAAUAGAGGACACCACACUUAUAGGCAAUGCCGAACUGGAAGUCGUCAAUGUACUUAAGGUCGUCGUUGAGGCUGUAGACGACGAAAAGCCUCCAAAUCCUCCGAAGCUGAAGCUGGGAAAUGAAAAACUUGCAAAGCUGAAUGUGAAGAUAGAGCUAGAGACCACUGAAGUGCUUGUAGAGACCGAACUAAUGAUCGUAACCGAAAUCGAGGAUACGCUCGACGUUGUUGUGGCAAAAGCGACGCUCGACGUGGAUGUUGCAACGGUGGUCGUGGAUGAGGAAGACCGAGACGAGGAAAGCACUGUAGCAGAGCUCGUAACAGCCGGCGAGCUCGUCGUUAGCGCUGUCGAUGAAGACGUAGCCACUGAAGGGGCCGGCGUCCGUACGGCAUCCCAAACCGUAGGAUUAUAA
Molecule: messenger RNA, 996 nt
Organism: Mytilinidion resinicola
Lineage: Eukaryota; Fungi; Ascomycota; Dothideomycetes; Mytilinidiales; Mytilinidiaceae
Exons: 5
Coding region: 1-996 (331 amino acids)
Source: RefSeq, a predicted model, not a curated record